ACCGCAACAACCCUGUCACAACGUGCAUACUUACUUCGAGCAAAGAUGAAGUACUCACUCUUUGUGGUCAUUGCUAUAUUCGCAACGGCAGUAAAAUGUCAAAAUUUCACGCAAGUUGUACAAACGGACAAAGGGCCAAUUCGAGGGGUCAUAUUCAAGACGAUAUUUAAUAAGAAAGAAUAUUCUGCCUUCAUUUCCAUUCCGUAUGCGCAACCACCUGUAGGUGACCUCAGAUUUAAGCCCCCUGUGGAAGCAGAACCCUGGUCGGAUGUGAUGGAUGCAACGGAGGAUAAAGCAGAAUGCCCACAAAUGGACAAGGAUGCAGUUGUUGGAAGUGAAGAUUGUCUGUACUUGAACGUAUAUACGCCACUGAUGGAUUUCAACGAGAUUGAAACGUUGAAAGCGGUGUUAAUUUGGGUACCCGGUGGUGGAUUCACAUCGGGAUCCGGUGCUAAGAGUUUGUAUGGUCCUGACUCGUUCAUAGAGGAAGACGUCAUCAUGGUCGACAUGAACUAUCGUCUCAAUGCUUUAGGAUUUCUGUCAUUGGGGAUCCCUGGUGCAACAGGAAAUCAAGGUUUGAAGGAUCAGAAUCUGGUUAUGCAAUGGGUGCAAAAGAAUAUUGCCAAGUUCGGUGGGGAUCCUAAUCGUGUAGCUAUAAUGGGCGAGAGUGCUGGUGCCGCGUCAGUGUCUCAUCACAUAAUAUCACCUAAGUCACGAGGUUUAUUCCAGAAAGUCAUAGUUCAUAGUGGUUCUUCUUUGGCCCCGUGGGGAUACAAGACACCAGCAGCGUCUAAAUUUACUGCCUAUGAGUUGGCUAAACGUAUAAAUAUUACUGCUAAGAGCGACUCUGAUCUUCUAGCCUCUCUGAAAGAAGUUGAUAUCAAGGAUCUGAUACCAGUAGCCACGGAAAUGACCAACGAAAACUUGCCGGUACCGAUGAGAAUAGCGUUCGUACCUACGUCUGAAACCGAAGAUGAUGCCUUCAUAGAUGAUUGCCCUAUAUCGUACUUCCAAUCUGGAAACUAUAAUCACGUACCUAUGAUGUUCGGUUACACUGCGGAAGAAACAAUUUUGUACUCAAUAGGAUUGGAUAAUGAAAGAUAUGAGAUAGAACAGAAGUUACUAGGUCUCACUAAGGUAGUAGAUUUGACAGGUCACAAUAAUCUCAUGAUAAACAUAGUUAACAAUGUUUUGAACGACACUGUAUGGGAGAUCAUAAAGGCUUCAUCUGUAUACGUCUUCUCCGGACCAAUGGAUCUGAUGCAAAGAUUUGUGGCCAAGAACAACGGUGAUCUACCUGUCUAUUUCUUCAGAGUGUCGUACAGGACGAAAUAUAGUUACCACGAAACAGUGAAUCCUCACAUAAACGGUACUUCUCACGCUGACGAUCUGGUUUUCUUCUUCCCUAUGCCAGGGAAUCCCACCGAUCCAAACCAUCCGUUCGUUGUGUACUCAAAGAAAGUUGUCGCGAUGUGGGCUAACUUCGUAAAAUAUGGGAACCCUACGCCUGAUGAUUCGGUCGGUGCACGUUGGGAACCUUCAGGGGAGCAGGGAUUGCAAAUGGAUAUCGGAAACGAUGGAUUCAUAAUGAAAGAUCGUUUUAUAGUCUCGCGGGAUGCCGAGGUUAUGGAGACGUAUUAUGCUGGUUUACCUGUUACGUCUGAAUGCAAGAAUUAUCCCUUUGGCGCUCCAAGCAUAUACUAAUCGAAACAAGCAACCAGCAAGAUACUCUCUUAACUCUGAACAGCAGCACGAGAUUUUUUCAAAAAUAUUCUUUCAUUUCGUCGACAUUAAAAGCAGCUCUAUUAGAUCGAAUGAUGCAAUAGCAGAGGUAUUAUGGUCCCACAGAGGAAAGUCCUCUAUUUGUUGAAAUUGUAUAUUGUAACAAAAGCCAUGAAGUAUUCUCUAUUUUGAAGCUUUUAUUGUACUUGUUAAUAUUAUGAAAUUUGCAGACUUUAAUGAAAAUAUAUUA
Molecule: messenger RNA, 1972 nt
Organism: Colletes gigas
Lineage: Eukaryota; Metazoa; Arthropoda; Insecta; Hymenoptera; Colletidae
Product: juvenile hormone esterase-like
Exons: 10
Coding region: 46-1704 (552 amino acids)
Source: RefSeq, a predicted model, not a curated record